Metarhizium album ARSEF 1941 is the source of this 1557-nucleotide messenger RNA. Its product is annotated as MFS transporter. Lineage: Eukaryota; Fungi; Ascomycota; Sordariomycetes; Hypocreales; Clavicipitaceae. The transcript is spliced from 2 exons. Gene Ontology annotation, molecular function: transmembrane transporter activity. Gene Ontology annotation, biological process: transmembrane transport. Bases 1 to 1557 code for a protein of 518 amino acids. Gene Ontology annotation, cellular component: membrane. The record is from RefSeq and is a predicted model, not a curated record.
AUGAUAGCCUCCACCGCAGAUGUCGAGGCCAUGCGCAGGGAUGCCGACGAGACUGAUCAGUGUCCCAAGGACAAUCUGUAUAACGACAGCACGGCCGUGGUCGAACAUGCCGCCGAGCGCAGUCUAUGCUUCAAGUUCGAUGUUCGUAUCCUGCCGGUCCUGGUAGUUAUGUACCUGUUCAACGUCCUGGAUAAAAGCAAUCUCAGCAACGCCCAAACGAAUGGGCUCAGCAGGAGUAAGGGCGCUCCCCAGCGACGUCCAACACUCCUCGAAUGCUCAGCGCUAACCCCUAUCCCGACAGAGCUGAACUUUCAACCAGGCCAGUACAAUCUCGUCGCAUCCAUCUUCUUCGUGCCCUACGUCGUCUUCGCUCCUCUAAUCGCCAUGCUCGGCAAGAAGUAUGGCCCAGCCCGCGCCUUGUCCGUUAUGAUGGUCGGCUUCGGCUCCAUAACCCUAUUUGGGGCAGCCUGCCAAAACUUCAGCGGCAUCUUCGCGGUCCGUUGGUUCCUCGGUAUGACAGAAGCCGCCUUUUUGCCCGUGACCAUUUACUACCUGACGACCUUCUAUCGACGCGGCGAGCUGGCCAGACGACUCGCCGUCUUUUAUGCUGCUUCCAAUGUUGCCAGUGCCUUCAGUGGAAUGCUAGCGUUUGGCGUGUUCCACAUCCAUGGCGAACUGUACCCUUGGCGCUAUUUGUUUCUGAUUGAGGGAUCGGCCACCGUGCUUUUCGCCGUCUUCGCCUUCUGGUAUCUGCCCAAGAGUGCAUCCGAGUCCCAGUUCCUCAACGAGGAAGAGAAGGCUCUUGCUUUCCACCGUAUGCAAAUCGACUCAUCCUCGGCCGUCUCGGAGAAGUUUAGCUUCAAGGAAGCCCUGCACAUAUUCAGGUACCCUUCGUCUUAUGCCUUCCUCGCCAUGGAAUGCUGCCUUGGCGUACCGCUCCAAUCGGUAUCAUUGUUCUUGCCUCAAAUCAUCCAGCGACUUGGCUAUUCUACCGUCAAGACGAACCUCUACACAGUCGCGCCGAGUAUCGCGGGCGCGACCAUGCUGAUUCUGAUGGCUUUUGCUUCUGACUACACUCGCGUCCGAUUUCCCUUCAUUGUCCUCGGCCUUGCUUUCGCAUUGACUGGAUUUAUCAUCUUCGCAUCUAUUACCGACAUCCAGGCCCAAAUUCAAGUUGCGUACUUUGCAACCUUCAUGAUGUGUUGGGGUGCUUCUGCGCCGUCGGUCCUGCUUUCCACGUGGUACAAUAACAAUAUCGCCCACGAGGGUCGUCGCGUUGCCCUCACGUCGGUGGGCGUGCCCAUGGCCAACGUCAUGGGCCUGGUAGCCAGUAACGUAUUCCAACAACAUGAUGCCCCCAAGUAUACGUCGGCCCUCAUCACCACAGCCUGCUUUGGCGUUUCGGGUGUUCUUCUUGCGUGCCCUCUAGGGCUGUACAUGAUUUUUGAUAAUAAUAGGCGUGACCGCAAGGCAGGAGUCAAGGUCAAGGCUGGGGACGUGCCAACCCUCAAGCUGCGGGAUGGCCCUGAUUCACCCGAGUUUAGAUGGUAUCUAUAG